GCCUCGCAGCCCGGAUGGGCUUCUGCGCCCCAGCGGCGACCCGGAAGCAACUGCGUCGGCGGGCGGGAGGAUACGAGCUCUUAGGCCCGACGGCACUGCUUUGCCGAGACGAUGGCAGGGACGGCGCUCAAAAGGCUUAUGGCAGAGUACAAACAAUUAACACUGAAUCCUCCAGAAGGAAUUGUGGCAGGCCCCAUGAAUGAAGAAAACUUUUUUGAAUGGGAGGCAUUGAUCAUGGGCCCCGAAGACACUUGCUUUGAGUUUGGAGUGUUUCCUGCCAUCCUGAGUUUCCCGCUCGAUUACCCGCUGAGUCCCCCAAAGAUGAGAUUCACCUGUGAGAUGUUCCACCCCAACAUCUACCCCGAUGGCAGAGUCUGCAUUUCCAUCCUCCACGCGCCAGGCGACGACCCCAUGGGCUACGAGAGCAGCGCCGAGAGGUGGAGCCCUGUGCAGAGUGUGGAGAAGAUCCUCCUGUCGGUGGUGAGCAUGCUGGCGGAGCCCAAUGACGAAAGUGGAGCGAACGUGGAUGCCUCCAAAAUGUGGCGGGAUGACCGGGAGCAGUUCUACAAGAUCGCCAAGCAGAUCGUGCAGAAGUCUCUGGGGCUCUGAGCCCCGCCCGUGCGUGUGCGCGCGCCUGCCACCGAGCGGUCUCCAGUGUUUCUCCUCUAGGACACUUAGUGACAGUGACACUGUGUGCUGGCACCAAAAAGGCAAGCUUGCAGAACCGCAGCUCUGGUCUUCUUUGCCACCUCUCCCACCCCAAACAGGCUUCUCUUCUGAAAUUACAACUUAUGUAGAAUAAUGACCAUUGAACGCAGCUGUAGAGUGUUCCGGCAAGGUGGUCCAGGUAGAUUGGCAAGCCGUCUCCACUACCUCUCCCAGCUGUGACGCGCCUGUGCGCCUCACAGUGAAUGGCUUCCAACCCCCACCCCCCCCACCCCCCACCCCAAGGGCUGGGGAGGGUGUGCGCUGGCCUUCCCGGGACCGGAACCCAUGAUGCGCUCUCCAAAGGGCGGGGGCCUGGUGCCGAGCCAGAGGCCAGGCGGGCGCCUCUGCGGGUCCCCCCGGCCCCCUGUGCGCCCCAGGAGCGGUGUGCCGCUGCUGCAGUGUGUUCCCGCUCACCAGCAGGUGUUUUCCUUCCGCCCCGGUCCCGCCUUCGCCACUUGUUCCGCACCACAGCCUCCCACACUUAGAAAUACUUCCAGGAGAUAAAUGCUUCUCAGAUGCGGGCCGAUGAACAGUGGGCGCGUGCAGAAGCUCGCUGCCGACCCCGCAGACCAGUGGUCGUUCCGGGUCCCGCUGACCAGAGAAUACGGCCCUGUCUCAGUUACCAGUGCGGGAAAAGGGGGAGACUGGAAGGUUUAGUUACAGCUUCUUCUGGAACUGCAGGAGUUUGUCUUUCCCGUUCUCAAAGCCGGGAGUUCUAAGCUUUUGGACAUGCUUGGUCGCAGAGGAACUUGGAACUACUAGGGCAAAAUUGUGAUUUGUGACUCGGGGUCGGAAGGGAUCUACUGUUAGUGCAGCGCAGAGGCGUGGCUUACCUGCGAACUCGACCGGCACUCGGGGAAGUGUGGCGCGCGGGGCCCGGGCCCGUGGGCGCAGAUCGCGUGCUGUGGCUUGUGGUUUUGACGCGGCCGGGCUCCGAAGUGGGCGGCUCCGCAGCACGCUGCCAGGGUCCACUGUGAGUAAUAACAGCAGACUUGCUGCGUGCAGAAUCACACACCUGGCCUGUUUCAGACAGGUUACACUUAAAUAGGAAUUUCUAUUUUUGAAAUAAGGGACGGCCUCCAAGACACAGAAUAGGUUUUACUGUAAUUUCUCCUUCCCUUCCCUCUCGCCAUGCGUCUGGCGGACAGGAGUGGCUUCUGCUGUGCUGCCGCCUCACGUAGUUUCUUGGGUCAGUACAGUGGGCUCUGGCUGAAGGGCUCCGUGUUGGGCCCCGUGGAAACCAGGGUCUCUCCUUCGCAGAGGGCACGUUUUAAGGUCAGGAAUUCAGUGCAGGGCUUGCAUUUGGAAGGGGGGAAAGGAGACAUACUCACCUGAGUUGUAUGUGCAGGCCCAUUCGUAGGAGGCAGAGCCCUCUCCGCGGGGAGGAGGAGCAUGUGGGGGUGUGGUGUGUGGACGCGGCUGGAGCGUGGGCAUUGCGGCCACAUCGACAGUGGCCACGGGGGCUUCCAUGAAAUCUGGGGGGA
Messenger RNA from Phyllostomus discolor (pale spear-nosed bat), 2192 nucleotides. RefSeq names its product ubiquitin conjugating enzyme E2 G2 (gene UBE2G2). The coding region runs from base 112 to 609 and encodes 165 amino acids. Gene Ontology annotation, cellular component: endoplasmic reticulum; cytosol. NCBI's taxonomy places the organism in Eukaryota, Metazoa, Chordata, Mammalia, Chiroptera, Phyllostomidae. The transcript has 6 exons. The record is from RefSeq and is a predicted model, not a curated record.